CUGAAGAAAUAACCAGGUCAGCAAGGGGUCUUCAACACACUUAAAAACCCCUAAAACACACAAAGCACACUCAACACUUUCAAGAAAGCAAAUUCAAAUAAAUUUCCAUCUUUGGGGUUUUGCCGCUCCCUCAUUGUUACCUGAUAUCCCAAAGAUUUUCAGAGUUCUACAGUUGAAUUUUCCAUCUUUUUUCUGGCAGCUCUAUGAUGGAUCCUCAUUGGAGAGCAUCUCACACCCCCUUGCCGAAUUAUGGCGAAAAUAAUGGUUCGAUUCCGCUGCAUCCUGAACCGCUUUUGGCGACCCCCAUUAGUUGUGUUCCAUACACUGGCCCUCCUCUACCGGACAAUUAUCCUGCUUCAGCAUCACCAGAUAUUAAUGCUGGUUCAGUUCCCGUUGAAGUCGAUACAGCUUCAUCGUCCACGCAUAUCAUCACUCAUCAGCCUGCGAUGGUUUUUUUCACUGCUUGUCCAGCCAAAGAGGAGUGGGAUAAUCUCAUAAAUCGUGCUAAGGGUGGGGUUGCUCUUACUGGAUCGGCUUUGUUGGGAAAGUUUGGACAACUUAUUGGAUCAGUUGAUAUUCAUGAAUCUGAGGAUGACUAUGUAUUUCGUGUUUCACUCCCUGGUGUCGCAAGGGACGAAAAGGUCUUUCGCUGUGAUGUUGGACCUAAUGGUAGAAUUGUCAUAAAAGGAGUGAUCGUGACCGGAGAGAACAUGGUUUGCAGGGACAAUAUGGUUUUUAAGAUGCAAACUCACAACCUAUGCCCACCAGGAGAAUUUUCUGUUUCAUUCCAGCUACCAGGUCCAAUUGAUCAUCAACACUUAAAAUGUGUUUUUGGAUCUGACGGGAUUUUUGAAGGAGUUGUUAAGAAAAAAAGACAACAGUGACAUAUCUAGAUCAAAAUCUUUCAGCUUGAUGGUAGAAGAGAAGCCAAAUUUAGAAGACUAGGAGCAAUGCUGCAGCUGUUUUCAGGACCUCUGGGUAGCUUUAAGCCUUAUUUUGCAUCAUGCUUUAGUUCUUUUGUGUGUAUGUCUCUUGUUGUUUCCAUUGUAAGACUUACUUGGGGCAUGACUAACUGAACUGGGCCACCUUCACAGAACGGAAAGAUUGGGUUCCAACUCCCCAAAAUCUGGCUAUUUAUGCGUUUUCACCUUUGUCUCAGCACUCUAGCCCAUAUGCCUGUUUAAACGAAAGGAUUUCGUCUUUGUAUUUUAAGACAAGUAUUUAGUA
Molecule: messenger RNA, 1227 nt
Organism: Lycium barbarum (goji berry)
Lineage: Eukaryota; Viridiplantae; Streptophyta; Magnoliopsida; Solanales; Solanaceae
Product: alpha-crystallin domain-containing protein 22.3
Exons: 4
Coding region: 204-884 (226 amino acids)
Cellular component (GO): nucleus
Source: RefSeq, a predicted model, not a curated record